AUGAGGAGAGCAGCGAAGUGGGGCCAUACAGGAUACAGAGACAUAUAUAUUGAGGGAGCUACCUACGUUGGCGAACUAUAUACUAUAUUGUCUACUAUAUACCUCGCCGCCCUUGAGAAGGCCUAUACUACCAAGGCGGCUAAGAAUAAGCCUACCCCGCUCUUAGCCACCCCCUCUAAGUCUAGCGCUAGCGCUAAUAAGAAGACCCCCGCUACGCCUAAGACCCCCGCUAUACCAAAGACCCUCUCCAAGCGUAUAAUACCCCCCUCCUCCUCCUCCUCUUCGGAGGAAGAGGAGGAGGAGGGCGCCCUUAGAGAGGUGCCCUACCUCGGCUACCUUAAGUCUACUAUAUAUAAGGGUAAGGACGUUGACGCUAACGAUAACGAUGACGAUAAUAACGAGAAGUACACGCCUACGCCUACCAAGGGCAAGGGUAAAGGCAAGGCGAAGGUGGCUACGCCUAUCAAGAAGGCUAAGAAGGCUAAGAAGGAGGAGAGCAAGGAGGAGGACAAAGAUGAGGAUAAGGAUAAGGAGGAGGCUACUCCGGGCUUUGACCUAGAUACGCUAAAGAAGAAGGGUAGUAUAGGCACCCCCUAG
This is a messenger RNA of Thermothielavioides terrestris NRRL 8126, 597 nucleotides long. RefSeq lists its product as uncharacterized. The transcript is spliced from 7 exons. The record is from RefSeq and is a predicted model, not a curated record. Bases 1 to 597 code for a protein of 198 amino acids. Lineage: Eukaryota; Fungi; Ascomycota; Sordariomycetes; Sordariales; Chaetomiaceae.